AUGGGUCUUGGUAAUACUAUUGUGGAAAAAAAUGAAUCCUCAAACCAAGACUGUGCCAAAGCUAUGAUUUUUCUUCGUCAUCAUUUAGAUGAAGGAUUAAAAUCAGAAUAUCUUACUGUUAAAGAUCCUCUUGUCCUUUGGCGAGAUUUGAAAGAAAGAUUCGACCACCUGAAGUUGGUCGUUCUUCCAAAAGCCCGAUAUAAUUGGCUUCACUUACGGCUGCAAGAUUUUAAAUCUGUCAACGAAUAUAAUUCAGCUAUGUUCAGAAUCACUUCUCAAUUAUCAUUAUGUGGCGAAAAAGUCACUGAUGAAGAUAUGUUAGAGAAAACAUUUUCUACUUUUCAUGUCUCUAACAUGCUCCUGCAGCAGCAAUAUCGAGAGAAGGGGUUUAAAAAAUAUUCUGAACUUAUUGCAUGUCUUCUCUUGGCUGAACAAAAUAAUGAAUUGUUGCUGAAAAAUCAUGAGUCCCGACCACCUGGUGCAAGUCCAUUCCCUGAAGCGAAUGCUACCCAAUUUCAAAAUUCUAGUCGAGGUCGUGGACGUGGCCGUAGAGGUGGCCGUGGAGGAGGCCGGGGACGUGGCCGUAGCCGUGGACGUGAUCGUAGGUUCUCACACUACCGGUGUGGUAUGGAAGGUCAUUGGUCUCGUACCUGUCGUACGGCCGAACAUCUUGUUGACCUCUAUCAAGCAUCAUUGAAAAAGAAAGACAAAGGUGUUGAGACAAAUUUCAUUGAUCAAAAGAAUGACUAUGAUGAUGGUGAUGAUGCUGACAUGACACACCUCGAUGUUGCUGAUUUUUUUGAACAUCCCGAAGAUGUCAACAAAUAUCCCAUGAUUAUUUAG
Messenger RNA from Coffea eugenioides, 843 nucleotides. RefSeq lists its product as uncharacterized. The transcript has 2 exons. The record is from RefSeq and is a predicted model, not a curated record. Bases 1 to 843 code for a protein of 280 amino acids. Lineage: Eukaryota; Viridiplantae; Streptophyta; Magnoliopsida; Gentianales; Rubiaceae.